AGGGAUUCUACCGGGAGAGGUGCAUUGUGGGUGUUUGCAAGAUGGCGGCCAGAGUGAGCAUGCUGGUGUCAGGCUGCAGGCAGCUGUGGAUGUCGCGGUCACUGCAGCCCCCAGGCAGGAUCCCCGGGGGUCUCUCUGGGUAUGUGCACUCUGUCACACUGUGAGGAGGAGCUGGGACUGGCAUUGCUCACCCCCUGAAAGGGUGACACUGACAGUAUGCUCUACCUGUCUACCAUGGGCACACUGUUAUUAUUAUUUAUUAUUUAUAUAGCGCCAGCAAAUUCCGUAGCGCUGUGCAGUGUCUCACUGUACAUGUAAAUAUCGUGUAACUGUCAAUGUCAGUGUGUUGUAACAAUUUAUAUAUUGCAUGAGCAAGUGUUACACUUUAAUAGAAAUCUAAAGAAUUUGGGGAUUUUGUAUUAUUUAGCUCAUUGUAUCAGCAGUAAAUAAUUGUUUCAGUUUAAAAGUCACCCUAAGUUAUGGGUCGGCAACCUAUGGCAUGCAAGGCUGACAUUAGCCAGCCCAGAACUUAAUAACAGGCAACGUGACCCCUUUCAAAUCACUGAUGUGGUUAUGGUGCGUGACCAUUUAAAGAAGCCGUCUACACACCAUUCUUAUUUCUGUGCAAUGUAGUGGUUAUAGUGCUGUCCCACAGUAGGAAGUCAAACCAUUUUCAAACAAUUUGAUUCUUCCCCUGGGUGCUUCUGGUCUGGCUGCCACUUCUGAGGUCACUAAUGCAUAAGACACUAGUGAUGCUAAAGGGACACCUUAGGCACCAUCACUGCUUAAUCUCCUUAAAUUGUUUAUUUUAUCAAUAUUCCCCUGGUUGUGUCCUUUCAUUCAGCAUUAAACCUUUUUUAAAGGGUUACCCCAACUACCAUAACCACUUAACUGUUUUGAAGAGAUCAUGGUGGUAGGAGUUUGUAUGCAAAGUGUUUCUGCUUUUCAUGGCUAGGGGCUAGUUGCAGCACACACACACCCACCACCACUCCCUUACCCCCCUAACGUGUCCCUUUCAUUCUGCCUAUUUUUGGAUGGAAUUAAUUCGCUUACAUUGUCAGUUGAUGCCCUCAGCCAAUGAAUUCUACAAAAUUGAUAUAUCUAAUGCAGAUUUGAAACUUGUUCUUUAGAUAUAUAAAAGAACAUUAGAGCAACACUCUAAGUACCAUAAAUACUACAGCUUUAAUGUAGCAAUAAAUGCACAGGGAUAGUGUUGCCCUCUUUUAUUUGCUAAACAUUUUGACUGUAAAAAGCAUCUAAACUUGCAUGUAAUUCAGCACCUGGACAGUCUGCUGGUAGCAUCCAUCCUUCCCACGAAGAGAUCAUCAGGAUUGAUGAUCUAUGGAGCUAUUCAAGGCUUCUUCUCAUAGAGAAACAUUGUGGAUGCAAAUAUUGCGUAUCACUAGCGCACUGAGUCUAAGAGACAUGGAAUCAGAGAUUCUUGAUGAGAAGUAUUAGCAGAGUUCAGUAUCAUCAUGCUAUGUAGACUUAAGAAAAUUGAAGGUUGUAAAGAGUAAACCUUGCCAUUCGUGAAAUGUUUUACAUUGUCCAAGUAGAGGGACAGUAGUGUCUCUGCACCAAAACCUAUUGUUUUUGUUGCUUAGAGUGAUCGUUUAGUAAUAUAUAUUUCUAUCUUCUUCAAACGAUUGUAUUACAUAUUUGCAAAUGUUAGUAAUUGAUCUUUAAGAAUAGCUACAUUGGGAAAUUUUUCAUUUGGCUAGAAUUUUUUCAAUAUUGUCAGAUUUUCACAUUUUCAUUUGCUAUAAAAUAGAUGUAAAAUGAUUCAACUAUGCUUUAAUCUGAGCUUUACCACAUUAUUGUCAGCUUGCCAUUAGCAUAGUAGUAAAGAGUGCAAACAACCCACCUCCAAUGAUGUACAGGCUUCUCACACCCAUGCCACGCUCUAUAAUUGUUGGAUGCCAGUUACGUUAUUUGGAGGUCAAUGUGGUUAAGUUCACGUCUUCCAUUUAGGAACUCAAUCGUUAAUGAAAAGGAGAAACAUUAGGUAAAUAUUUGUUUUAAUCUAUACACGUAUUGGUGUUUUCACCACUGUAGUGUUUAAACUGAAUAUAGACCUUAGCCAGGGCACAAAAUAUAUACCAGCCAUUGGCAAGAGAAAGUCAGCCCUUUUGAGUAGAAAUUAUCCCUUGGUGAGUGUGCUAUGGACCAUCCAGGCUUUCAAUGGCAAAUAAGUUUUACGCCUGUCUCAUAGUGUAAGAGUGGAACUUUUAUUUCCUGCAUAAAUGAAUGUAAACCUGAUAUCUGUAUUGCUCAUGAAUGACAGGUUCAGUUAAAUACUGUUAUGGGAAUAGUAGAGCACAUAAGUGAGAUUAGAUUCCAGUGAUUACCUAUGCCUGUAGUGAAGUUUUAUUAUGCACAUGUAAUCAGGGCCGGUGCUAGGAUUUUUGACUACACAGGCGAAGAUGCAUUUUGACGCCCCCCCCCAAAAAAAAUAAAUAAACAAUGCAUCUUCACCUCUGUGUCUCGUAGCCCCCUUUUGAAUUUCUUACCCCCAUUAGUGUUGCAUAUCCACUCUCUUGAAUGUCUUACCCCUUUGUGCCUUACACCCCCCUUUAGUGUGUCUCCUACAACCCCUCUUAUGUAUUUCUUACUUCCCCGCCAGCCCCUAUCUAUCUCUCUUUUUCUCCCACAUAGACAUAGAUACAGGCUAAAAUACAUACAUGCACAAAUACACAAACAUACAGACACACAACCAUACAAGCACACAGAAAUAAUUUUUCAGGCACACAGUCACAAAGAUAUACAGACACACAGUCAUAAAAGGCACACAAACAAACACAGACAUACAUUCAUACAGACACAGGCAUUCACAGAAAUACAUACACAGACAUAAAGAAACAGAGAUAGGCAUACAGAGACAUACAUACACAGACAAACAAAGAACCCUGCACACUGACACCGUGUAAAUGCUCCGGCCAUCAACAGAGGUGGAUGCUCCAUGUCAGGCAGACAUUGCUGGAUCCACCAGUAAAGUCUUCAAAAGGAAUAAACACAGGCAACACUCCAAUAGUAAGGAUGGUAUAUUUAUUGGUAGGUGAACCACCCCAUAGAAAGUGUGAUGUUUCAGCUCAUGCAAUAAGGCUCUGCUGAGCCGAAACGACGCACUUUAUACCAUCCUUACUAUUGGAGUGUUGCCUGCGUUUAUUCCUUUUGAAUACAUUUACACAGUCAUACAGAGACAUACAUACUGUAUGUCUCUGUAUGACGGUCUGUGUAUGUACACAGGAUGGCUAAAAGAUAGAUCCCCAUCUGUCGUGCAACUUCAACAAUGCGUUGAAAGCUGGGGCUCUACCGAUUCCCCAUUCUUGCAGGAUUGUAUUUAACAUGGAGCAGUAUUUGUGUGUUUGACUGUAAGCAUGUGUUUGUAUGGAGUAUGUUUGUAUGAUUGUAGCGGUGUGUUUGUAUGUAGUGUUUGCAUUUGAAUGCAAGCAUGCAUUUAUGUGUAGUGUUGGUUUUUGAACGCAGGUGUGUGUUUAUAUAUAAUUUUGGUGUCUGAUACAGAGGUGUGUUUGUAUGUAGUGUUGACAUUUGAAUGCAAGGGUGUGUUUGUAUGUAGUGUUGACGUUUGCAUGUAGGUGUUUAUUUGUGUGUAGUGUUGUGUUUGAAUGCUGAGAUAUAUGCACAUAUACACAUACACUGCCACACACGCACACACUGUGAUACACAUACACAAAGAUACACACACUGACACAUGCAGAUAUACAUAUACACAAACUGAUACACAUUCAGAUAGACACACAGGUACACAAAAACACUGACAGACAUACAGAUAAACACACAGUGACAUACAGACACACAUACACAAUGAUAGGGAAGAAGACACACAAAGACACACUAACAGACAGACACACACACUAACAGACAUUUAGAUACACACAGACACAUGGACAGAGACAUAUACAUACACACACUGACAGACAUGGAUGCACACACACACACUGACAGACAUAGAUACACACACACACACACUGACAGACAUACACACACACACACUGACAGAGAUAGAUACACACACACACUGACAGACAUACACACACACACUGACAGACAUAGAUACACACACACACUGACGAGACACACACACAGACAGACCUUGGAGACACACUGACAGACAUAGAUACACACACACACACUGACAGACAUAGAUACACACACACACACACACACUGACAGACAUAUACACAAACACACACUGACAGACAUAGAUACACACAGACACACUGACAGACAUAUACACACACACACACUGACAGACAUAGAUACACACAGACACACUGACAGACAUACACACACACACACACACUGACAUACAUAGAUACACACACACACUGACAGACAUAUACACACACACACACUGACAGACAUAGAUACACACAGACACACUGACAGACAUACACACACACACACUGACAGACAUAGAUACACACAGACACACUGACAGACAUACACACACACACACACUGACAGACAUACACACACACACACACACACAGACAGACAUAGAUACACACACACUGACAGACAUAUACACACACACACACUGACAGACAUAGAUACACACACACACUGACAGUUAUAUACACACACACACACACUGACAGACAUGGAUACACACACACACUGACAGACAUGGAUACACACACACACACACACUGACAGACAUGGAUACACACAGACACACUGACCAACAGGUUCAGGAGGGGGGCUUACCUGGGAUCCAAAGUGCUGCCUGAGGUAGUUGGGAGUUGGAGGAGCUGGUCCUGCCCAGCCCCCCUCCUCUCUGCCUUCUGCUGCCCUAGUCUUGUUGGGAGGACUUCCUCCCAUGCUGAAUAGAAGGGGACGGUGGUAGCUCCGCCCCUGCUGGGCACCAGCCGCGCUGUGUGCUACAGAGGGAGCAGGGAUAUGACGUUCAUAUCCCCGCCCCCUCCACACAGUCCGCGGCACUGCAGGUUGGCGCUCGGCCACGCUACAAGAAGUGACCGGCAGGAGAGGGGAGCUGUGCGCUUCUCUCCUGCCGGCCACCCGGACAUUUGCGCCCCCGGGCCGGUGCGCCCUAAGGCGGCCGCCUGUGCCGCCUUAUGGACGCGCCGGCCCUGCAUGUAAUAUUCAGUGUACUUUUUUUGUAAAACUAAAUCUGACUGCAUGUUACUUUAAGCAGAAUGGGGUGGACAUUUUUAUGAUACAGUAUCUGUUAUAAGCCAAUUUGUUGAGGGAUAACUAAAAAUUGCUAAUGUGCCCAUGUAUACUAUAUAUAUUUAUUUUUUGCUGUGCAUGCGUAUAGAGGUAAGCUUGCAAUGCCACAACAGCAAUAGUAAACAGUAUUGAAUAUUACGUCCAGAAAUAUAGUAGUAUUGCAUUUGCUAUCAAAGCGCAUUUUUAGAAAAAGAAAGUCAGAUGUAUACUGUUUUUAUUUUUGUUAUUACAGUAUAUUUUUUCAUGCCGUGAGGAAAAGCACAUCAGAAAGUCCUGCUUUGCAACAAGAUGCAUCGAUUCCUUUAUCUUCAGUUUGUAGUGGACUUCAAGAGUUCUUUGAUGACCCCAAGAACUGGGGAGAAACAGUAAAGUCUGGUUAGUUUUCUUUUAUAUUGCUUCAAAUUUUAAAGUUAUUCAGGUAAAUGGAUUGUACUGUUUAGAGGGAGGUGAGACUUGGCAUUCACAGGGUGGGUUCUCUUGCUAAUCCAUCACUAUUAAGAUAAUUUUAUGCCAGUUUCGGAAAUCCUCUGAUUUUGGCAAUGUACUUAUACCUGGGCCUUCGGUCUAUGACCAGACUGCCAGACGGCAAGGUGGGCUGACGGCAGGGCGGGCUUAAGAUCGCACUCCCGCGAUCUCUGCUGUUUUCGAACUUCCGGGAAAAGCAGGUAGUGGCAGCCAUCUUGGAUGUGGCAAAAUGCCGCAUAACCCCAAUUUUGUUCUCGCGGAACACCAAUUGGGAAAUGCUGCACUAUAGCAUAAGCAAUCCAAACAUGUAUUCCUAACUCUGCAAUUGUAAUAUGCCUGUUUAGGUUACCUGUGAGGGUGGGAAAGACGAGUUACUUACCUUUCAGCCCUCGCUGGACUGUUCUCCAUCCUGACACUCUGCCUCAUUGGCUGAGAUCAUCAAGAUUAAUCAUCUCAGCUAAUCCAAUGUUUCCCCAUAUGGAAACAUAGGGAUGCUAUUUCACAUGCGCAAAUGCAGAGCUGUGCCAAUCAAUAUUCUCUAGGAGAGUCAUUUUGAGCUAUAACAGAGUUUAACUCUGUAAUAGAAGCAUUGCAGUUUCUAAAUGUAUUUCUGCAGCUGUAAUUAGUAUUCUUGUUCUUGUAUAUUGUGUUAAACAUAAUAUUUUUAAUAUUUUAGGUGAUGCAUGGACUAUUAAACAGCUGAGAGGCAAAAGCGAUGAAGAUUUACACAAACUCUGGUAUGUAUGGAAAUCUGUACCAGGCUACAACUGAGUAAGGGUUGGUUGAUAUUAUUAACUGAAAACUAUAGUGCCAGGAAAGUAAAGUUGUUUUUCUGGGAAUAUAACUCAGAGUUAAAAACCCCUUCUGUCAUUAACCUGAUUCCAGCACUGAUGUCCCACAGCGCUGGUUCGGGCUCCGCCUCUGUUUCUCCACUGCCGACGUCAGCCAGUGGCCUCGCUCGCAUUAGUAAUUCCCCAAUAGGAAAGCAUGUAUCAUGCUUUCCUAAGGGGUUUUACAUGACGCUGGAUGUUCUCGGGCAUAAUGCAAGGACGCCCAGCGUCAGGCGACCAGUAGUCCCUCUAGUGGCUGUGUGUUAGACAGCCAAUAAAGGUGGAGUUAACCCUCAAAGGUAAUUAUUGUGGAUUAAAAACUGCUAUAGCUACCUUUGCAGAGUUAAGGGACCUUGUACAAUGAGCUGAAGUGGUCUGGGUGCUUAUAGUAUCCCUUUAAGAGUGACAGUUUGCAUUAAAGUAAUAGGGAAAUUCAGCGCUUGGGGAUAGCCACAACUUGGUAGCUAUAACAUCUGCUGCCAAGUCAUGGCUUUCACUGGAAAACACAGAUGCCUCUUCAGCAAUGUAUAAGAACAAAAACUCCAUUAUAAGAGUAAAAUAUUGAGUCUGGAAAGGUUCCAUUUGGGAGGAAGCAUUUCUAGCAGUUCAGCAAUAAGAUGCUUUAAAACAAAUAUAACUUUUAUAUUUUAGAUUCCAUAUAAAUUAUACAAUUUUAAUAUAUAUAUAUUAAUAUAAUGCUUGCCAUUUUAGCACUAUUGCAAACAGCAGCUUGUUGAGGUGCUUUUUUUCUUUUAUUUUUAAGGUUUUUUUUUUUAGUUUUUUUUUUUAAAUGCAAGAUCUUAAAAAUGUAAUGACGUUGUAGGAUUAUUGGAUAAAUCAAAGUAGGUUGUGUUAGUUGAAGUGUCUUUAAGUGUGUCCUGGGAAUUGAAAGUAUUACAAUUGCAAGAUUAAAUAAUUAACUUUUCAGUGUAUUAAUAUAUUGAACUUUAAUAAUCGGUCCCUGCUAUAUGUUGUAAAAUCUGUUGUAAAAGUAAAAAUAGUUUCUUUUUCCUUUAGGUAUGUAUUACUGAAAGAGAAAAACAUGCUUCUAACAUUGGAACAGGAAUCCAAACGGCAGAGAGUAGCAAUGCCAAGCCAUGAGCGUUUGUCUAAGGUAACAAUAUGGGCAGUUCUGCUUCAGAACUAGUAUCAAUAUUUUCGUAGUGUGAUGUUUGUUUUGUAAUUAUAUAUUUAUGUAAGGCAUGUCAGUUUUAGAAGUCAUUAAUAACAGAGAGUUUGCAUAGAUAAGCAUCUAGUAAUAUAAGAAGGCAGCAAGUAUGCACAGGCCAAUACAAUCUGAGUAUGCAGUGACAUCAAAGGAACACUAUAGGCACCCACACCACUUCCACUCAUUGAAGUGGUCUGGGUGCAGUGUCCCUGUCCCCUUUAGUCCUGCAAUGUAGAUCAUUGCAGUUUUGAGAAAGCCCACUCUGUCAGAUGACAUCGGAGGAGAGGGAGCGCUGACCAAGUGACAUCGGCGCUGGAAUUGGGUAAGUGUUAAAAAGACGUAUUAUUACACAUAACUGCUCUGAAUCCUCAACGUUCUUCAGACCCAGACAGCCAGUCUGCUGGGAUAAUUGGUUGGUCUACUGCCUGCUGUGAGUGCUGAUCGUGGCUGGAAUAGGAGGCUAUUCUUGUUUCCCUGUUUCCACCCCCUUUAACCAGUGGAGGUUAUUCCUGUCCCCUCUGCCAAGGACAUCCUGUUGGUCUUGUAGAUCCGGCAACCAAUGAUGCCUAUACAGCCAGUCAGCACAGACCACCUAAGAUGACUGCCACCAGACACGCAUCAGAGUCAGUAAGGAGUGGGAGAACCUGGCAGGCAGUUUGGUGGUAUAUGAUCUCAUUUAUGUCCAAUUUUGGGGUGAAGCUUGCACAUAGGGAAUGUCCUGAGGUACCAAGUGGCAAAACCUAGCCUCUAGCAGCCACAAAUGCUUACCUGGACUGCAAGCUUGUUUGGAGACCCUGAAACAGUGGAAUCCUCUUCCCAGCGUACUUAUUAACUGGGAAGACCCUGCUGGCAAGACAGUGUAGUGAGGUUAAUUACAGGGGACUUCCCCGGGCUUGUUCAAUGGUCAGCUUACUCGUCCUCAGAUGCUAGCAAUGAGCCAAACCUGGGCCUAUGAAUGUGGUCAUUGGUCCAGUAAUCACAUCACAACAGUGCCUCUCGAAUGGAUGUGUGUUGAUGUGACCUCAGAUGCUGUGUCCAGCUGAUUUUUUUAUUUGUGUUAACUUUUUGGUUAUGUGAGGGAUAUAACCAAAUAGUUAUGUUAUGUGUCUAUUUUCUUGCAUUAUAAUUCUAAGUGAAGUAAUUGCUUUUUUGUAUGUAAACAUUUAAAAUGAGUGCCUUCUUCUAUAUUGCUAAUAUGACAGAUAUGGUUUACUGCUUUUGUCUGUUUAUAAUAAUGAAUGUAAAACUGCCAUUUUGUGACAUUUACUUGUUGAGUCUUCAAAAUAACUUCUCUCUGCAUAUUAAUAACAUACUUUAAGUGGAUUUUAAUAUUCUUAAAGGAACACACUGUUAUAAAAUACAACACAAUAUACACCCAAAGUGAUUGCACACAGAAUAUAAUUAGAUGUAUCAAAGCAGCACAGGUUCAAUAUAUCUGUAAAAAUACAAACAAUAAAAAUAUAGUGCUUUCUGUGUAUAAUAUAAAAUACAAAUAAAAGGUGAGAGGAAUCAAACUCACAAAGCUAGAGCCAUACCAGGUUCUAUGAAAUCAGCAUAUAGGGUGCCUAUACAGGCUAAAACGGUAGGAUGCCAGGACAGGAUACCGGAUCAAUUAAAAAUAUCCAUUUAUUGAGUACAAUUAAAAUAAGGAAUAUAAGGACAUGGAUUAAAAAAAAAAGAGAGAAAUAAGCAGUGUAUGUAAAAAUCUAUAAAAUAUCACCGCCAAAAGUCCAUUCAAGUCCAAUUCCAAAAUUCAGUAGACCGCAGACGCGUUUCAGCUUUUGCUUUCCUCAGUGCUUGUCCACUACUUCGCUCGAUCAGUUUAUAUAUCCUAUCUCGGUGUAAUUAAGAUCUUUCAGCUGGCAUCCAUUUCCGCAUCGACGAUAUGACGUAAUUUCCAGCAUGACGUCAGUACGUCAGCCGGUGUCUCAUUUCCUCUAUUGCACAAAUCUCCAUUAUGGUUAUGGGCAAAGAUGCCUGUAUUGUCCUCAUACAUAGUAUAUUAAAAGUAAGUGGGGAAAAAGAGGAGAAAUGCAGGUAUAAUACAAAACAAUGGUAAAAUGUAAUCGAAGGAAUAUUCUGAAAUAUAAAAAAAAAAACACUAAAGAAAUAUAUCUAAAAAAUAAUUAAAAAUGUAGAGAAUAUAUAUAAAACCAAGAAAAAAAUACUGGAUACAAAAAAUAUUAAAAAUUAAUUAAAUGAAAUGGAUAAACCCAAAAUCUACAUUAAGUCCCCUAGGGGACAAAGUAUCCAAAGUGAAAAUCCAUCUGCUUUCAGUUUUAAGUUCCUUAAAAUUGUCCUCCCCCCUCCAAUCGAAACUCUUUUAAAAAAAGCCAUUGGGAUAGGAUAUAUAAAGUGAUCGAGCAAAGUAGUGGACAAGCACUGAGGAAAGCGAAAGCUGAAACGUGUCUACUGAAUUUUGGAAUUGGACUUGAAUGGACUUUUGGAGGUGAUAUUUUAUAGAUUUUUAGAGACACUGCUUAUUUCUCUCUUUCUCUCUUUUUUUUUUUUUUUUUUUUCUUUUUUUUUUUGAUCCAUGUCCUUAUAGUCCUUAUUUUAAUUGUACUCAAUAAAUGGAUAUUUUUAAUUGAUCCGGUAUCCUGUCCUGGCAUCCUACCGUUUUAGCCUGUAUAGGCACCCUAUGUGCUGAUUUCAUAGAACCUGGUACGGCUCUAGCUUUGUGAGUUUGAUUCCUCUUACCUUGCUUUUAUUUGUAUUUUAUAUUAUACACAGAAAGCACUAUGUUUUUAUUGUUUGUAUUUUUACAGAUAUAUUGAACCUGCGCUGCUUUGAUACAUCUAAGUAUAUUCUGUGUGCAAUCACUUUGGGUGUAUAUUGUGUUUUAUUUUAUUUAUUCUAUGUGAAGGUGAUUAGGGGAGUACACCUUUUCUACACCCAAUCUUUAUUGUUACUAUUUUUUGAAGCGCCUACACAAACAUCUCUUUUGUUUUUUGUAUAAACAUAUUUAUGUACCAUGUUAGUCUUCCUGUUACUGUUUGUUUAUUUUAUCAGACCAUAGGUUAAAGUAAAAAAACAAAACAAAAAAAACACAUUCAAUCCAAGGCCAUUAUGGUUUCAUCACAGCAGCCGUUCUUCCUCUUCUGAAAUCAUCAUGGUUAAUGAUCUCGGGGUAAUACAGUGCUCACACUGGCUCUAUAUCCCAUAUGCAGCAAUUUGAUGCUUUUCAUAGAGAAGUAUUAUCCCAAUUUUUCUCUAUUAGAAGAAUAAUGGCGAUUUAGCAUCAUCCUGCUGGGUGUGAUGACACCAAACUUUACUGUCUGAUAGCCACGAGAGACCUUCUAACUGGCAAAUGUACUUCCUAAAAAUGGCAAUGUUAACUACAGUAUACUAUUAUAUAAAAACUAUCCAUCUGCCGGUGAUUUUGCAAGCAUGCGUAAAUUGAAUUUCAUUAUUUACCUGAUGAACUUGUCAUCCACAUAGGCGUGCGCAGUCUAUUGCAUUAGGGUGUGCACCCUAAAGCACAAAACACACGCCGCGUGUAUAUGUAUUUGUGUGUGUGUAAGGGUGCUGUGUGUGAGGGUGCUGUUUGUGUGCUAUGUGUGUGUGAGGGUCCUGUUUCUGUGCUGUGUGUUUGAGGGUGCUGUAUGUGUUUGUUUCCUGUAUGUGUUUGUUACCUGUAUGUGUGUGGGUGCUGUGUGUGUGUGGGUGCUGUGUGUGUGUGUGGGUGCUGUGUGGGUGCUGUGUGUGUGUGUGGGUGCUGUAUGCGUGUGAGGGUGCUGUAUGUGUGUGAUGUUGCUGUGUGUGUGUGCUGUAUGUGUGUGUGUGCUCAUCCACAUAUUUACUGAAAACAAUUUACUGAUUGAAUUUUUAAUGUUUCCAAAUUAAUGUAUAGAUGUUUAUGAAAGAUAAAUAUUUUCCAUUUAAAAUUGACGAAACUUUUUUUCACAUGAAUGCUAAAGAAAUAUUCUAACUAGCCAAGGACCUGAUUAUACUCUGCUUUAUACCUGCAGGUGAACAAAUCGAUGAAGAGGUUAGAUAUUGUCCUUAAGGAAAGAGAGGAUUCACUCAGGCUUUUACAGACCGGCCAGGAAAAGCCUUAUCCAGGAGAUUGGAGAAAGGAUGUCUUUGGGGAAACAAAUUGGUAUGGGAGUUUCUGUUCAACAAGUGCAGGGUUAUUCACUAAACCAGGCAUUGACAUGGGGAUUGCAAAUUUUACAAUAAAAUAGCCAACUUAUUAUAGCACAACUAUUUUGACCUAAAACUUGAAAUGCCAUUGCCAAUUUCCUCCAAAUUAUGAUUUAGUACAGACAGAGUAGCCCAAAUAGUGUGAAAGAUCCCUUCACUGAAUUUUAAUGUAAUGAGAUGCAAAUCUGUUAUUCAUACAAUAAUAUGGAAGGUCUUCCCAUUCACGUUGCCAGAUUUGAUAUACAUAUUGCCAUCGAUGCAACAUUGCACUAUAGUGUCAGGAAUACAAACAUGUAUUGCUGACACUAUAGUGCUGUAGUCACUGUUUAGGUGACCAACGCAGUUCAGUUCGUCACAAGCACAUUCCAUUACAAUACUGAUUUGUGGUUUCACUUUUGCUUGUUCAUUUGUUUAUCGAGAUCUCUAUUCUAUUAACAAUUGGCACGUCUAUUCUAUUUAUCCGGUAUCUCCUGCCCAGACCUUGGCUUGCUCUUUGAUUAUCCCUGCCCAGCCUUUCUAAGCACCAGUAAUACAGACUAUCCUUGUUUUCUGUUUCGAGUGGCAGUGGGUUUAUGUGCUAGGGUUCUCUUCUGAUGGGGUAUUCAUGUGAUUUUAAUAACUUUUAAUAAUAAUGUAUUUUUCAUAAAGGUACACAUACAAAGAAUGGCCUAUGCCUUGGUAUAUGAACAGAGGAUACAAGAAGAAGAAUUUCUUUGCAUUGCCAUAUGUUGAUCAUUAUGUUAGGUGAGUGUAAUAUGACUAUUAUUUAAGUAUUAUUUCAUGGCUUUACCAGAGAACAACCUAACAACCCAGUGAUUUUCAUGCAAGCUUCACAGCUUUCAGCAGUUUACAAAAGAUCUUGCUUAGGAAUUCAGGAGGAUUUUUCAACAUGUUUAGCUCAAUAUAUAAUUGUAUCAUACAGACGUGUUUUUAUAUAAGCAUAUGAAGGUAUUUAAUGCAUGAUAAUGAAUAUUAAUCCUUUUGUAUUUGCUAUUUUAGAUUAAAAAUUGAGAAGCAGUUACGUUGCAAAGCAAGACGAAUAAAUGCUGAAAAAGAGAAAAAACGUGAUCUGGAAGAGAGAUUUCCGCAUCUGGCUAAUAAAUCGUGAAAACAUAUUGUUAAAUAUAAAUGUAUCAGUUAUCUUAUGUUGCAAUGCUAAUAAAUUACUUUGUAAUAGUUUUUCUAUAUUAUCAGAGUUUAUGAAUAAUAACAUGUCUAUUUACCUAGCAGAGUUGGUGUAUCUGGUUCUUCAGUUGAUAUGAUAAUUUUUUAGACACUAGAGGUGACUAACUCUGCAAGUUUUUUUAAAAGAGAGUUCCCAAAAUUUGUUAAAAAAAAAUGAAUAGUCUGCAGAAGUACACAUUUUCACAUCCCCUCUCAUUAAAGGGUCACUCCAUGUACCACUACAGCUCUGGAAUCUCCCUGACACCUACCAGCGUCUUCUGUGUAAUCAGAAGCUCCUUGGAGCUUCGUUUUGCUUGUAGAGCAGGUGGCAUUAGGCGUCCAGUAGACCUAGGUAUGUUGUCAAACCAUUUGACUUUGUACCAUAUGAGGGUGCCAGGGCACUUAUUGCACCAUAAUCACUACAGUGCCACCCCUCUCAUUUUUGUCUGUUUUUUGAUGGCAGUAAUAGGCUGUGAGUGCUGGGCCCUUCUUAGCCUAGAGCUUGCAUGCGAUUAUUGCUGUCUAAAUUUGUACAAAUAUUAUGGUGGUUGCAGUGAGGCUGAACUCUAAGUGCUAGUAAAACUCUUGUGUAUUUUUUUGUUUGUGUUUUUGUUAUAUCCGAACAUUAGAACAGUUUGACAAAAACAAAAGGAACGACAAUAAGCAGUAGAAGUUUUGAUGUUAGGAGUGUCUCAGAGUAUUAAAAGGGACGCUCCAUACCACAAAAUCAUGUCAGCUUGCUAAAGUGCUUGAUGUGUGAAGAGUGAAAAGUACAGAUUUCAUUAGAAAUUGGCACUAUUAAUUAACCUUGUUACAUUCCUAUGCUGUCAACCAGGUCAGCUGGAGUUAGUAGGGGUUGACUUGCAAAGAGAUCUGCAGCUUUUGCAAGCUGUUUUUAGAUAUACUCCCUAUGCAAAAAUGCAUACUUAAAUGCAUGCAUGUCUUUAUUGAAUGUAUAUGGUUUUUUAAAUUUUUUUUUUAUUUUGGCAUUGGAGUGUCCCUUUAAGCCCCCUAUCUAGGUUCAUGUUUCAUACAACUCUUGAGACUAAUAGGAUAUGUAUAGGCAUUUAAAUAUUGGGUUUCUUUAGGUUCUCUACUGCAGUUCGUUAACCUUUUCUUUUCAUUCAUUUAUUUUCACUGCAUACUUUAGUGCACAGUUUAAACUAAAAGUUACAGGGACAAAUCUCUGUUGUUUAACUUUCUAUGACCACAGUUUUCUCAUUCACCAAAAAACAACUUAAUAAUCACUCCUUAGGGACAUGACAAGAAAUAUUCUUAAAUAGCAACAGAUUUGUGUGGUAUACAUGUUCCCAGAUUUAUUUCCUUUGGGCAUUUAAAGGCACAUUUCAAUUGAAUGUUUAUUAUCAUUUAUUCUAGCACAAGCAAAAGAAAAUUGCAAAGUAACUGCCAAAGGACAAAGCAAUACAGUUGAUUUUGAAGACAAGCUUACAGCUACAUUGCACUCUGUUUGCAGAGAAUCUUAACCUAGUGUUAAAAAUGGGCAAAAAAAAAAAAUAUAUAUCAUAUUCUUGGAAGGCGCUAUGGGCAUUUCUUCGCCAAACAUUGUCUUCCUCCUUCUUCAUAUUCUUGUUUCGAAAUGCACAGCUGUGGGAAGGAUGCCUAGAAAAACAGAAUUGUAAUACACUAAGUAAUAAUCAAUCAAAAGCAUUUCUCAUGUAAUUGUUAUGCCUUGGGAAUUGUUGCCAAUGCAUUUUAAUGUAGUAUAUACAUAUUGAGAAAUGUGAACAGACUGUUUGUAAAAAAUACACUAUACCAUUAUCAGAGUAAAAACUAACAUGCUCUGUUAUGUAUACGGCAUUCAUUUUAUCUGUCCAGUCUCUUUUCCACCUGUCUUUAAGAAAAAAUGGCAUACCAUCACAAUACAUGACUUCCUUAUCGCACUGAACAAAUAGUAUGAUGUAUAUCAAUGAGGCUUUUGGAAUCACAGGAAAAUAGAAAAAGAUAUGAGUUUCUACUAGCAAACACGGUAAAGUGCCCAAGUUAAUUCUACAACUCUCUUACAUAUCUAGGCUAGAGAUUAAAAGCAAUGAUAAUUUCCCCUACCAGCCAUGAGAUUUUCUAGGGUGAAAGCAUACUAUGCUGCAGGACAUUGCAAUGACAUGAAGGCCACAACCUAAUUACCAGCCUUGCAAUGAUCAGCCACAGCAUUAAAACCUCCUGCCUAAUAUUGUGUAGUUUUCCCUCAUGCUGCCAAAAAAGCUCUGAUGCAUCGAGACAUGGACUCCACAAAACUUUUGAACAUGUCUUGUGGUAUCUGGCAACAAGACAGCAGCAGAUCUUUGAAGUCCUGCAUGUUGCAUGUGUCAUGGAUCAGAUUUGUUGUUUACCUCUGACAUUAAUUCUAUAUGCAUGAGCAUACAAGAGAGGUCUGUACAGAAGUUCAAGCAGAAAGCAGGAUAUCAUAAAUUGUGCCGUUGGCACUGGUAUCCUAAAACAGGACUGUAUUUCCAGUUGGGGGAUAUGUCUGUGGUUGAACAGCACUGGUUGUGCACCUUGUUAAACUUAGAAAGUUUUAUACAAAUAGGAAUUUGAUUCUGAUAUUAUAAAAUGUAGCAGAACCACUUUUUGGCUGUUCCAUUCCCUUUUAUUGAUUGUUGGCCCUGCUGGUUGUGUGAUUAAAAGUUCAGUUCUACU
Pelobates cultripes (western spadefoot toad) is the source of this 15642-nucleotide messenger RNA. Lineage: Eukaryota; Metazoa; Chordata; Amphibia; Anura; Pelobatidae. The record is from the annotation of a GenBank genome assembly.